UGAUUGUGUCGUGAGAUCUGCAGGUGGUAGAAAGAACGUGCAUACGGCCCACAGUUUAGAAACACAGAUGUCAGAGGUCCUCCGGCACAACCAGUGCUUUAAAAAAGAGCAGCCAGAAAGAAGAAUCCCCGUCGUUUUGGAAAUCUCGAAAUAUACGAUCUACAGGAAGUACAUUGGAGCAUUUAUUGUCCGUUCUACGACACUUCCCAUAUCGUCGGCCGACACCUAUAUACUGCGUCUCGACAAGCAUCGUGUUUUGAUCUGCCAUAAUCUCUAGAUACCCACUCUGUAUCUAACCCUCGUUGGAAAAGCCCAUCUCAAUCCAACAUCCCAACACGAUGACAACCACUCCACGCACAAGCAAGCUCGCGGCUUCCAAACUGGACGAGGCCGGGUUCACGAAACACCAUGUCAAAGCGGUCGUCGUGGCGGGUGUCGGGUUCUUGGCUGAUCAGUAUGAUCUUUUCAUCAUAAACCUCAUCGUCCCAAUGAUCGGCUACGUCUACUUCUCCUCCAACCACUCCACCAUCCCGGACACCCAAAAAUCCCUCCUCACCUCCGCCGUCAACUUCGGCGCCGUCAUCGGGCAAUUCUCAUUCGGGUUCCUCGCCGACAAAUUCGGCCGGAAACGCAUGUAUGGGACCGAGUUGAUGAUCAUCAUCGUCGGAACGCUUGCCGGAACGAUCGCGGGCGAGAGUCCGUAUUUGAGCGUUGUCGCGACGUUGGGCAUGUGUCGGUUUGUGCAGGGGGUCGGGAUCGGGGCUGAUUAUCCCAUGUCGGCGACGAUCGCGGCGGAGUUUGCCAACAUCAAAAACCGCGGGAUGAUGAUGGCCGCCGUCUUCUCGAUGCAAGGGUUCGGACUUCUCUUCGGCGUCAUCGUCGCCCUGAUCGUUCUGCCCGCGUUUCAUUCCGCUAUCGAGAGUGAUGUCAAGGCGCUGGACCACGUCUGGCGCAUACUCCUCGUCGUAGGCCUCCUCCCGGCCUUCCUCGCCCUCUACUCCCGCCUCACCAUCCCGGAAUCCCCGCGCUACACGACCGACAUCUCCGGCGACAAGGCGCAGGCGAUGAAAGACGCCAACAAGUUUUUGCAGCAUGAGGAGACGGUUGUGGAACUUACCGGCCAUGGGGAUGAUGAUGCGGCGACGGAGGUGGUCGAGACCCCGAAGAAGUAUGACCACUCCUGGGCGAAUCUCAAACGGUUUUUUGGGGUGUGGAGGAAUGCGAAGUUGUUAUUUGGGACGAGUGCGAGUUGGUUUUUGAUUGAUGUGGCCCUCUACGGCCUCGGCCUCAACAACAGCAUCAUCCUGUCCAAGAUCGGGUUCGCGUCCGGGGAUAAUGUGUAUGAUUCUAUGCUCAAGAUCGUGUUGGGGAACCUCAUCAUCGCCCUCCUGGGGAAUCUGCCGGGCUACUUCGUCGCGGCGGCUACGAUAGAUAAAAUCGGCCGGAGGAGGUUGCAGUUGAUCGGGUUCAGCGCUCUGACCGUCUUCUACGCGAUAAUAGCCAUCUUCUACCAUCAGAUCCUCGCCACCUCCACAACCCUCUUCAUCGUCCUCUACACACUCGCCCAAUUCUUCAUCAACUUCGGGCCCAACGUCACGACGUUCAUCGUACCCGGGGAAUGUUUCCCGACCGAGUGGAGGGCGACUGCCCACGGCAUCUCCGCCGCGUGUGGCAAAAUUGGCGCGUUCAUCGCGAGUUAUGGGUUCACGCCCGUGACGGCUGCGAUCGGGGUCAACGGGACGAUCGGAGUGCUGGCAGGCGCGAUGUUUUUGGGCGCGGUGGUGACGUGGUGGGCGGUGCCGGAGACGAAGGGGACGGAGCUGGGUGGGGGGGAGAGCGGGGGUGUUGUUUGAGGGGGGGUCAUAUACGGUGUGAUGG
This is a messenger RNA of Fimicolochytrium jonesii, 1878 nucleotides long. RefSeq names its product phosphate transporter. Gene Ontology annotation, cellular component: membrane. Bases 339 to 1853 code for a protein of 504 amino acids. Gene Ontology annotation, molecular function: transmembrane transporter activity. Gene Ontology annotation, biological process: transmembrane transport. The transcript has 8 exons. NCBI's taxonomy places the organism in Eukaryota, Fungi, Chytridiomycota, Chytridiomycetes, Spizellomycetales, Powellomycetaceae. The record is from RefSeq and is a predicted model, not a curated record.